This is a messenger RNA of Notolabrus celidotus (New Zealand spotty), 2908 nucleotides long. It is a transcript of the gene dhx32a, whose product is annotated as DEAH (Asp-Glu-Ala-His) box polypeptide 32a. The coding region runs from base 476 to 2695 and encodes 739 amino acids. Gene Ontology annotation, cellular component: spliceosomal complex; intracellular anatomical structure. Lineage: Eukaryota; Metazoa; Chordata; Actinopteri; Labriformes; Labridae. Gene Ontology annotation, molecular function: RNA binding. The transcript is spliced from 11 exons. The record is from RefSeq and is a predicted model, not a curated record.
CACGCCCCUGCCCACUGCCUGCUUUACAGAGGAUUAUCCGCCACAUUAGUGAAGUGUCACACUUAUGCAGACUUGAGAAAAGGAAGCCACAUUUUGAGACUAUUUUCCGAUUUAAUACCUGCCAAAAAAUGACGUCACAGCCCUCCUUAAUACGCGAUGAUUUUGCAUUGAAAGAAGAUUAUGACAGGCCAGUGGGCACGGCUCGGACUUGAGGCAUGAAGCAAAUCAAAACACGUGUGAAGCCACGCUGGGGAUAAUUACGCGCCGGUGCGCACUACACUUCAGCCUAGCCCCGAACAGGACAACUUCAGGCUUUCACAGCCUGACAGAUAGGCCUUCAGUUUCAUAAAGUAAGCGAAAUAGAAGAGAUCAUGUAAGUUAUUGAUUAGAUAUGUGCGACUAAUAACCGGAAUGGACCAGUGGUAGAGAAACCUUUGCGCGCUCUUGUCCGGAUUAACACAUAUAUGCUGGUGUCAUGUCGGAGGAAAACAAUUCCGCGGAGGUUGACAUUCACCCUGAGAGUGAGGAGUGUCCUGCGGAGGAUUCAUUCGGCUUUGGAGAUGACCUGGAGUUGAAUCAGUUUGAUGGAUUGCCCUUUUCCUCUCGUUAUUACAAACUACUAAAGAAUAGGAAGACUCUGCCAGUGUGGAAGGUCAGGCACGAGUUUGAAGAUGCUCUGGUAAACAACCAGUUGCUUGUUGUCUCUGGGACGGCCAAAACUGGGAGGAGUACACAGAUUCCUCAGUGGUGUGCAGAGUUCUGUCUGUCUGCUCAGUACCAGAACGGCAGGGUGGUGUGCACACAGACCAGCAGGCAGCAGGCUGUAGAUCUGGCGUUACACGUGGCUGAUGAAAUGGACGUCAACAUAGGCCAUGAAGUGGGUUACACCAUCCCUCAAGAGACCUGCUGCUCCUCGGAUACUGUUCUGAGGUACUGCACCGACGACAUGCUCCUGAGAGAGAUGAUGUCGGACCCUUUCUUGGAGCACUACGGAGUCGUCCUCAUCGACCAGGCCCAUGAGAGAACGGUCAGCACAGACAUCCUGCUCGGUCUCCUCAAGGACAUUCUGCUACAGAGGCCUGAGCUCAGAGUGGUGGUCCUCGCCGUCCCCCCGAUGACCGAUGAGUUGCUGAACCACUACGGCAGCAUCCCGCUCAUCAGUGUACAGGUCUCGUCUCCCGCCGAAGUGGUCCACAGCAACAGCAGCAGCAAGGACUACUUCUACUCUGCACUGAGAUUGGUGCUGGAGCUGCACCGAACCAAAGAGGGUGGAGAUGUUGUCGUGUUUUUGGCCUCUGAUGACGAGGUUCAUUGUGCACACGCCAUCCUUCAGCGGGAAGGCACCAGGCUCGGAGCAGAGCUGGGCCAGAUGGUCCCUGUUGUCUUGUGUCCCAUACAGGGACGGUUACUUCCUGACCCGACUGAGCAGCCAGGACUCUCCAGGAGAGUUUUCCUCUCUACUCACCGGGGAGAGGAUAUGUGGCUGGCUACAGAGUCCAUCAACUUUGUCAUCAACACAGGAGUCCAAAAAAAGAUGGUGUACAACCCCAGAAUAAGAGCUCACUCAGAGGUACUGACACCCAUCAGCCAGUGUCAGGCAGAUGUACGGAAGCAGCUCUCUGGACCAACAGGUAAGUGUUUCUGCCUGUAUCCAGAGGACAGUAAGCUUUCUGCAAAGAACCCUCCACAGAUCCUCGAGUCCAACAUCACACCAACAGUCCUUUUCCUAAAACGCAUGGAGAUCGCCGGCCUCGGGCAGUGCGACUUCAUCGACAGACCAGAUCCUGAAGGUCUCAUGCAGGCGUUGGAGGAGCUGGACUACCUCGCAGCUUUAGAUGACGACGGCAACUUGUCUGAAAUGGGCAUCAUAAUGUCUGAAAUCCCUCUGGAGCCCCAGAUGGCCAAAGCUCUGCUAGCAUCCUGCGAGUUUGACUGUGUGAGCGAGAUGCUGACCAUCGCAGCAAUGCUGUCAGCACCAAGCUGCUUCCUGAAGCCGUCUGCUGGCAUGAGCCACGAGGCAGUCCAGUGCCAGAGAAAGUUCCAGCACCCAGAGGGAGAUCACUUCACCCUUGUUAAUAUCUAUAAUGCCUUCAAACAGAGCCAGAGAGAACAAUACUUCAGCGCCAAAAAGUGGUGCCAGGACUACUUCCUGGACCAUUCCGCCCUGAAGACAGCCGAGGCCAUCAGAUCUGAGCUGACCGACACCCUCAACAGGAUCGAGCUUCCCAUCUCCGAGCCAUCCUUCGGCACCAAAACGAACACCCACAACAUCAAAAGAGCUCUGUUGGCUGGAUUCUUCAUGCAGAUCGCACGAGAUGUGGAUGGCUCAGGAAACUACUUCAUUGUGACACACAAGCACAUGGCGACGGUGCAUCCACUCUCCUGCUACGGGGCUCAGUCCCACAAGCUGGGACUGCCAGAGUGGGUUGUUUUCCACGAGUACACGCUGUCGGAGAACAACUGCAUGAGAACAGUCUCUGAAAUUUCCCCUCAAGUGUUCAUUCAAAUGGCACCAGUCUACUUCUUCUACAACCUGCCCCCUAGUGAGAGUAAAGACAUACUGCAGGACAUGUUGGACCUGGACGGCUCUAGUAAAUGUAAAGAUGAGACACAAAAAGCCUCGACGAUGAGCAGUAGUGCCGACGAUAGCUGUGCUGUGGCGACACAGACGUACGACAGAUGUGUGAUUCAAUGAUUUGAAUUUCUAACUGUGAACAUCUGGCCUGUAAUAUCACCAAAUGCUCCCAAGUGUUUGUAGUCCACCUUAUUUUGCUGGUCAUUUUUGGACAAAAGCAGCUGAUUUGAUGACAUGUUGACACUUUCACAUGAUGUUUUUGUAGCAAGUUGCUUGUUGUGUUAAAUCAAUUGAUUUUUUUCAGUUGUGGUCCAAUACAGCAUUCCUAACAUC